Engraulis encrasicolus (European anchovy) is the source of this 3083-nucleotide messenger RNA. RefSeq names its product general transcription factor IIH, polypeptide 1 (gene gtf2h1). The transcript is spliced from 16 exons. NCBI's taxonomy places the organism in Eukaryota, Metazoa, Chordata, Actinopteri, Clupeiformes, Engraulidae. Gene Ontology annotation, biological process: transcription by RNA polymerase II; nucleotide-excision repair; transcription by RNA polymerase I. The coding region runs from base 387 to 2069 and encodes 560 amino acids. The record is from RefSeq and is a predicted model, not a curated record. Gene Ontology annotation, cellular component: transcription factor TFIIH core complex; transcription factor TFIIH holo complex.
CGCAGAGCUAGCGGCACAGAAUUCAUAACAGUAUUGUAACAUUAGAUCUCGGAUUGUCACUACCUAUAAGAUAUAUUUCGUCAUAUAACAUUUCUACUUAUUCUUCAGCGAAGAAAUUGAAACAUGACACGUAUUACGAGAAUCUGUUCAAGGCGACCUAAGUUUAGUGAAGUGUGUGGCCUUUGUGUUUAUCACAGCGGAAGCAUUUAUAUGUGACACACCUAGUCGAUGGAGGAGUCGAUGGCAGCAGGGUAUGACACGUUUGUCGUUGGUUUUCAUCUUUUGGGACGUCUAGAAGUUACCAAAGGCAGUGAAAUCAGUUUCUUAGCUUUUCCUUCCAUUUGAACUAUAACCCCACAGAGGAAGGACUUCCUUACCGAGCAGCCAUGGCAGCACUGUCGGAGGAAGUGUUGCUCGUGGUGAAAAAGGUUCGGCAAAGGAAGCAGGACGGAACGUUGUAUUUGAUGGCAGAACGCAUCGCGUGGGGUCCAGAGGGCAAGGAUCGCUUCACUGUCAGCCACCUCUACGCAGACAUCAGAUGCCAGAAAAUCAGCCCGGAUGGGAAAGCCAAGAUCCAGCUGCAGCUGGUGCUGCACACGGGGGACAGCACCACGUUCCACUUUUCCAACGACAGCACGGCGCUCAAGGACCGCGAGGCCACCAAGGAGCUGCUGCAGCAGCUGCUGCCCAAGUUCAAGAAGAAGGCCAACAAGGAGCUGGAGGAGAAGAACAGGAUGCUGCAGGAAGACCCUGUGCUCUUCCAGCUCUACAAGGACCUGGUGGUCAGUCAGGUGAUCAGCGCAGAGGAGUUCUGGGCCAAUCGGAUGAGCAUGCCCUCGGUGGCCGGAAACCUGUCUAACAACAAGCAGGAAGUGGGCAUUUCCGCUGCCUUCCUGGCGGACAUUAGGCCACAGACAGACGGCUGCAACGGCUUGAGGUACAACCUGACCGCUGACAUCAUCGAGUCCGUCUUCAGAACCUACCCUGCAGUCAAACAGAAGUAUGCCGAGAACGUGCCCCAUAACCUGACGGAGAAGGAGUUCUGGACGCGCUUCUUCCAGUCGCACUACUUCCACAGGGAUCGCAUCAACACAGGCCUGCAGGACAUCUUCUCCGAGUGUGCCAAACAGGACGAGAAAGGUUUAAAAUCCAUGGUAGUUCAAGGAGUCAAGAAUCCAAUGGUGGACCUUCUGUCCAUGGAAGACAAGAAUUUAGAUGAGGGCUACGGCAGCAAAGUGACUCCCUCCACCUCCAACACUAAGCCCACGGUGAAGGAGAACAGCAACUCCGCCAUCAUCAAGAGAUUCAACCAUCACAGCUCCAUGGUGCUCGCCGCCGGGAUGAGGAAAGGCUCCAAGUUGCAGGCUGCUGGGGUGAGGAAAGGGGAUGGUGCGAACGGUGACCUGGCCAGUGAAACCAGUAGUACUGAUGGGAACUCUAGGGACUCGGACUUCUUCCAGCCUCCCGUUAAAAAGGUGAAGCUGCAAGAGGCUAUCGAGUAUGAAGACCUACAGAAUGGCACUGGACUCAGAACUGUCGCCCUCAACCUGAAGAAGUCUGACAGGUAUGCCCAUGGUCCAGUGCCUCUGCAGUCUCAACAGUACACCACCACCCAGGACAUCAUCACAGCACUCACCUGUAUCCAGUACGAGAUGGCCUCAUACAAACCCUGCCUUACACAGGUGAUGUCCAGUAGUGCAGCCAGCUCUGCCAUCGCUGCCCUGUCACCAGGAGGAGUUCUGAUGCAAACCUCGGCCCAGCAGACCAUGAACCAGCUGGUGCCAAGUGAUAUCCAGGGGGAGCUGAAGCAGUUGUACACGGCAGUGGGGGAGCUCCUCCGGCACUUCUGGGCCUGCUUUCCCGUCAACUCGCCCUUCUUAGAAGAGAAGGUGGUGAAGAUGAGCUCUAACCUGGAGAGGUUUCAGAUGGCCAAGCUGCGUCCCUUUCAGGAGAAAGUCCAACGGCAGUACUUAAGCACUAACAUCACGGCUCACCUGGACGAGAUGCUGCAGGCGGCCUACAACAAGUUCCACGCCUGGCAGACGCGCCGCAUGAUGAGGAAAACUUGAAGGAGGAAACUCUCUCUUUUUACAUGUGGAUUACUUCAUGUACACGUUGUAAACAACAUCGCAGGGGAAGGACUUGAAUGGAACGAUGCUAGAUCGGACGGAUAGGUGGAUGAAGAAGUGAAAAGAGAAAAGAAGAGUUUGAGGGAGUUUGAAAAAAGUGAAAGACUGGAUUAGGGAAGGGGGAAGUCUCUUCCCUAGCUGAGGCCUUCCAGCCUGCUGUGGCAGGACGUCUGACGAUGGCAUCCCCUUUAGAAGAACUCUGGGGGGGGGGGGCACAGGAUAUGGACGCCUGGGGGGCCAUGUGGUGUGGGAAGUCCCAUGCCGGCACUUUGCAAAAGAGGAACUUUUUGGUGGCCGACCAUGCACAAGUGUACUUCACUUCACUUCAGUUAUGUUUGUUCCUCUUUUUUCCCCCUCCCUUCCCCUCCCCUCCUCCAUUAGAGAAAUAAAGAAGUUGUUUGAAUGGCACCUGGUCAAAGUCAAAGACCUGCCUGCCUGCCAUCUGCCAGUGUUGUACUACGACCAAACGUUGUAUUUUUUAAAAGUUUAUUUCUGAAAUUCGUGAGUGGGCUCUCAGGAAUUCAAGGACAUUUUGCAAUGCAAAAAGAAAAAGACUAAAGAGAGGACUGUGUAUGGAUGGAGCAUAGCAAUAUGAUGCUCAAUGACAGAGGUCUAACUUAAAAACAAACCAACAAAGACACUGGAUGUGGAUUAUCAAUGCAAAACAGUGUAGUCUCUAAUAAUAGUAUUCCAUGGAUCGUGGAACUCUCCUUUCUCUCUCCUCUCUCUCCCACAAGCUUGGGAUGUGGUGUGGGGAGUGGGUAUUAGCAAUACCAAAUUUAAUACGUCAGUAUCUGUGUGGUGUGGCUGAACUCGGUCUGUCCACUGCAACGGUUUCUUUUUAUUUCUUUCAUUUUUUUUGUUUUCUUAAUAAUCUCUGCACAUUCUAGCUGCACUGAGGAACUUCUUGAAGUUGCUGAAAGAGGAAAUGAUAAUAAAGUAUCAAUAGCUGUC